UGUGUUUCUUUCAGUUGGUAUUAAAGCUCUGCUCACUUUCUGAUCAGUUGUAUUCAUAAGCUAUGCAGAAAGUCACAUUUAUUUCAUGUUUGUAUGUUGAGUCCAAUUUUUUCUCUCUAAAUUUACAUUUAUCUGACUCUUCAUUAUAGAACAAGUAGUUUGCAACAGGGAUUGAAACUGCCGUCAACUUUAGAGAAGAAAAUAAAUCAGGCAGUAAGUCAUUUCCUGCUCUAUGUCCUGUCCUGUGGUUAGGGUUUGAGCUCAAACACUGCAGGUCACCAUAUAAUCCCCAGAGCUGUGCCACCUAUGUUACACUGCCUUCCGGUUCAUUGCAAAUGUGUUGAAAUACUUCUUAAUUCGUGUCCAACGUUUUGCCUCUUUUUUGACUCUUUAAGGGUAUUUUAUUAAAAGUUCAAUUUUGUCAGUCGACUGUUUUUGUCCUUUUCGCUGGCAUAUUAAUAUAAAGAAAAGGGAACAGCAGAGAACCAGUGUUCUUCUUAGUCUGGCCAAAGGUGACAUUUUCAUUGCCCACUAAACCAGCACCACACUGCAUUUUUUUUUUAUGUGCAAGGCCAGGAUUGACCAGACACCUGUCAACUUCCUUUUAUCCCUGCUGCGCCCCAUCCACCCCCUAAUCUGCCUGAUCGAUGGCACUGGACUGUCGUCACCAGGCAACCGAGGAUGACACCAAAGCUCUCGCAGUGAGCCCCACCUGUCAAAUCAGAUCCAGGGAAAGGAGGGAAAAGACAGAACGCAGUGGAACAAUGGAGUCUGUAUCUGCAGAGCAGUCGGCCACGGUGGAUGAGCUGGUGGAGGCGUGCAUCCAAGCCUUCGAUGAGAAAGGAUUCCUGAAAGACACUUCCCUGGUCCGUAUGUUCCUCAUGAUGCACCCGUGGUACAUCCCGUCUACAGAUCUGGCGAAGAAGCUGGUGCUGAAAUCACAGGAGGACAGCUGCACUGCUGAGCAACGGACCAGAAUAUGCCACCUUGUGAAGUACUGGAUCUCCGAGUUUCCAGCAGAGUUCACUCUGAACCCAGAGCUGGCGGACCAGAUCAAAGACUACAAAGACCUCUUGACCACCGAGGGCAACGAGAGCCAGAGUCAGCUCAUUGACCUCGACAGUGUGCCGUCAUAUAAAUGGAAGCGGCAGGUGACUCAGCGUGUCCCGUCCAUGUCCAAAAAGAGGAAGAUGUCCCUCCUCUUCGACCACCUCGACUCAUGUGAACUGGCGGAGCACCUGACCUACCUGGAAUACAAAUCCUUCUGCAAAAUCCUGUUUCAGGACUAUCACAGCUUUGUGAUGCAUGGCUGCACGGUGGAUAACCCCAUACUGGAGCGUUUCAUCACGCUCUUCAACAGCGUCUCCCAGUGGAUUCAGCUGAUGGUGCUCAGCAAGCCCACCGCUCCGCAGAGGGCCGCCGUCAUCUCCCACUUCAUUAGAGUGGCAGAGAAGCUGCUCCAGUUGCAAAACUUCAACACACUGAUGGCGGUGGUGGGUGGCCUCAGUAACAGCUCCAUCUCACGCCUGAAGGACACACAGGCCCACGUCAGUGCAGUGACCAACAAGGUUUUCAACAGCCUCAUUGAACUGGUGACAUCAUGCGGGAACUACAGCCAAUACCGCAAACGUUUCUCGGAGUGCUCCGGCUUCCGUUUCCCCAUCCUUGGCGUGCACCUCAAAGACCUGAUAGCUGUCCAUGUGGCGCUGCCAGAUUGGGUGGACAAAGAAAAGACCAGGGUCAACUUGGCUAAGACGCAGCAGCUGUACGCCAUCCUUCAAGAGCUGGCCCUCAUCCAGGCCACGCCUCCGAACACUGACGCCAACAUGGACCUGCUCAACCUGCUGACGGUUUCUCUGGACCAGUAUCACACAGAGGAGGAGAUCUACCAGAUGUCACUGCAGAGAGAACCACGGAAACCAGUGCAAAACUCCAGUCCAAGCCCGACACCUGAUCCCAAACCUACAAUGAUUGACGAGUGGGCCGUGUCUGUCAAGCCAAACGCUGACCCUACGGUCAUCAAGAACCACAUAGAGAAGAUGGUGGAGUCCGUCUUCAAGAACUUUGACAGCGACGGCGAUGGCCACAUCUCCAGGGAUGAAUUUGAAGCAAUCAGGAACAACUUCCCCUACCUCAGCAAGUUUGGAGAGCUGGACAAGAAUCAAGACGGGAAGAUCAGCAGGGAGGAGAUGAUUGACUACUUCAUGAAAGCCAGCUCUCUGCUUAACUGCAAGAUGGGUUUCAUCCACACUUUUACUGAGACCACCUACGUCAAGCCCACGUUCUGUGAACACUGUGCCGGCUUUAUAUGGGGCUUCUACAAGCAAGGCUACAAGUGUAAAGCGUGUGGCGUGAACUGUCACAAGGCCUGCAGGAGCCGCCUGGCCGUGGAGUGUCGCAAGAGGACGAAGAGCAUCAGUCACGAGUCUCCACCAGGUCUCCAGUCUCGCUCCUACAGCUUCCCUCCACCUGCCAACAGCCCACCCAACCUACAGAACACAGUCAUCGCCGAGGAGGAAUUAGAGGGAGUGGAAGAGGGGGUGUUCGACGUCCACCUAUAACUAGGAGCCUUGACUGAAAGUCAGGUUUGGACUGGGAGACUAGAGACGGUCUCCAGCUCCUUCCGUAUUUCAAAGCCGUCCUCCCCCCUCUGGUCAGCAGGAGGGUACAUGAGCAGCUCUUAUGGAGCCAAACACAGAAUUAGCAGCAGUGUGUGAGUUCCACUGCCCCUCCACAUUCAGGAGAAAUUGCACUGUACCAACACAAAAAACAUAAAACAAAAAAACCACAGAUACCUACUGCACAUGCUGCCACACAGUGGACACACUCUGCAAAGGCGGCUCACAGCUCAACACUCUCUGUGUGUGUGGAAGCCUUUGUGAUUCAAAAUUUGCCAUUUCAGUCUAUAUCAUUCCAGACAUGUAUGUACAUAUGGAAAGAAUAUAUAUAUAUAUAUGUGUGUGUGCGUGCGUGUGUGUGUAUACUUUAAAAAAUCCUGAAUAUAGCAUUUUGUUUGUGUGUAAAAUUGAGUCUGUCAGUUUAGCAAACUAUGCUGGAAACUAGAUUUUUUAAAAAAAAACUUUUUCUUUAAUUGAAUAGAGGUGCUGUUUUAACACAAAGAAUGUAAAUGUGCCUCUCACUGAUGCUUUGUUUUUCCAUCCGUGAGUAUCUCUGCUCUUUAGGUUCCACCAUCCAACUUUUGUAAAUACAUUUCAAUACUGCGCUUUGACAUCCUAUGAAAAAAAAACAAAAAACAAAACAAGUAAAGUGUUGAUUUAUGGUGCCUGUCUGAAGCACUACGACAAAAGCAGUCACUCUGGCAAACACAGAACGCGGCUGAAGUGACUGCGGUAGACGGCUGACACCCGGCUGGACUUAGAUUAAUGUCAUCUUCCGUCUCAUUGUUCCAGACUAUUGCUGGCUGUCCUGUAGUUAUUGCUGUCGUGGUGCUUUCAAUGUUCAGUAUGCUGCGUAUCAGUGAAGUGAAGAUUCAUCCUCUUUGCAAUGCUGCUGUGAACGUAGCAGAGACACUGACUCGCCGCUGCUGCAUGAAGAUUAAUCUGGGAGUGAGAAGUGUCGGUUAAAAUACUAUACGUUUAUCCACUGUUUUAUUUAAAAUUAGCACUCUUUAAGAAAAAAAAAAACACUGUUUCUGAAAUGUGUUUCUUUUAACAUGAUUUGCUGUUUGUAGAUAUUUUAUAACAACGACGACAUAUUUCAAACCAGUCUUAUGGAUUAAUCAUCAACGGAGACAUUGCUCCCGGAAUCAAAAUUAAAACCUCGGCCUCUUUAAGAAAGCCUAUGAACAAAAAAAAACAAAAAAAACAAAACAAAACGGUGACAAUCUGUAUUGAUGUGAGUUGUAUUUUACAGUUAUUUUGUAUUCUAUGCUGCAUGCCUCUCUUUAUGCCUUCAAUGCUCCGGCCAGAUUUCUCUGUUACUGAUGAUUUUCUAAUUUCCAACAUUGCAUGCCAAGUCGUCAUCCAGGUCUUUAAUUGCAGCCUAAAGAAACAUUAGAUUUGUUGGCGUCAGUGUGCAGAAACAUGGAUUGUCAUUAUGUUUAGUGCUGGUUUGUAAUUGGAAAAAAAACUAAACAAAUCUCCAUACAGCUGGUAUCUUUGUUUUUCUGUAUAAAUAGCUAGAACGCUGCCAUUUCUACUGUGUCUACUGUAUUUGCCUGACGAAGAAUGUUUGCUGUUGUUGUUGUUAUUCCUGGGGUGGAGUGGAGUGCGUCUUUCAGACUGAUGUCCAUGCUGUGUUCUUGUGGUCCCCAGCUGAUAUUUUGUAACAUCUGCUCUGGUUAAGAUUUUCUGUGUCUAAUAAGAAUGUGACUGAGAAACAAAA
Cynoglossus semilaevis (tongue sole) is the source of this 4344-nucleotide messenger RNA. Its product is annotated as RAS guanyl-releasing protein 2. Gene Ontology annotation, biological process: Ras protein signal transduction. The transcript has 17 exons. The coding region runs from base 648 to 2561 and encodes 637 amino acids. The record is from RefSeq and is a predicted model, not a curated record. Gene Ontology annotation, molecular function: calcium ion binding; guanyl-nucleotide exchange factor activity. Gene Ontology annotation, cellular component: plasma membrane. Lineage: Eukaryota; Metazoa; Chordata; Actinopteri; Pleuronectiformes; Cynoglossidae.